Molecule: messenger RNA, 756 nt
Organism: Eimeria maxima
Lineage: Eukaryota; Apicomplexa; Conoidasida; Eucoccidiorida; Eimeriidae
Product: RNA-binding protein, putative
Exons: 7
Coding region: 1-756 (251 amino acids)
Molecular function (GO): RNA binding
Source: RefSeq, a predicted model, not a curated record
AUGGAGUCGGCAACAGCAACAGCGCCCGCACCCGCUGCAGCAGCAGCACCAGCUGCUCCCGCCUCUACCCCAACCUCACCAGCGGCAGCAACACCCGCUACAGCAGCGGCACCUGCAUCGACAGCGCCAGCAGCAGCUCCGGCUCCAGCAGCAGCAGCACCACCAGCAGCAGCACCAGCAGCAGCCCCUGCCCAGAAAUCCGAUCCGGUUUCAGCGGACAGCAAGAGUUCAGAAGCGGUGGUUUCGGGUUUUGAUCAGGAAUGGGCUGAGCUGCAGAAGCUGCAGGAUUUGCAGGAAGAUGCGGAGUUCGGGUCACUGCUGCAGCCGGGAGAAGGAGGAGCAGCAGACGGAGCAGCAGCAGCAGCUGCUGCUGCUGCAGCAAACGAUGCAGAUAAACGGUCUGUUUACGUUGGAAAUGUGGACUACUCGGCGACUCCUGCAGAUUUGCAGGAACAUUUUAAAGGUUGCGGACCAAUCAAUAGAAUUACAAUUAUGGUCGACAAGUUCACAGGACACCCCAAGGGUGCUGCUGUUGUUGCUGCUGCUGCUGCUGCAGGAUAUGCUUACAUUGAGUUCGGCUCCGAGCUUGCUGCUCAGCACGCGGUUGUUUCGAAGAGAAAGAACAUUCCAGGGAUGUCUCGCGGUAGAGGUGGCGCGUGGAGACCUCGGGAGGUCGAGGCGGCGGUGGCUUCAGGCCGCUUUAUAGAGGCCGUGGGGGAGCUGGCAGGGGUUAUGGCAGGCCGUACUAAGCACUAA